UACAUGUGGUGGUUGUCUGAGCUCCCUACUUGUUAGUUUGUUUGCCAAGGCCAGUCUUACAUUUAUACCUUGUCGCGUGGCGGCUGUGUCCGAAGGAGGAUUGGAUUUCAUCGCCUGAAGUCGAGAUUGCGCAUUUCUGAGAAGCAUCUGGCUAUUGAGUGGACCUCGUGUCUUUUAUGGGACAACUAUGUCGUGUUACUUGCUUUUGCUGUCAUUGAUUGGUCUCUUGCAGUGCUUUGGAACUAUGCAAGCUGAGGAAAAGAUGGGUCAAACGUUUAGAAGAAAGCGGCAGUUACAGAGUCUGCCACAGUGGUACCCCUGGAGUCCCUGGACCCCAUGCACUCAUUCUUGUGGAAUUGGUAUCACACAAAGAGAAAGAUUCUGCAUUGUUACCUCACAUUCAUAUCGUACCAGUGUUAAUUUGAGAACAAAAUUUAAAUGCCAAGGUGAAAGCCAUCAGUAUGAAGUGUGCAAUACUUCACCUUGCAGAGGUAAUAUUGAUUAUUCUUAUCGACAAUGUCAGAGUGACCUGGGUAGUGAUUGGAUAACUUUUGUCAGAAGUGACUUGCAACCUUGUGUUGUCUACUGUGAGAAUCCUCGAUUGAGGCAGUUUCGUGGCCUAUGGGCAUCUAAUGGCACAAAUUGUGCUAUACAAGGUGGACAUCGUGGAGUUUGUGUUCAACGUAAAUGCAGGCCUGUAGGAUGUGACAACAGACUGGGGUCAUUGGCUCGGCUAGAUGUGUGUGGUGUGUGUAAUGGUGAUGCAUCCCAGUGCAAUAUGGUUCAUAAAAGCAAAACUCAAACUCUAGCGCAGAAGGAGUUAGGUCGGUACAUACACCUGUUCACAAUACCAGAGAAAGUCAGAAGUCUGGUAGUUCAGAACAGCUGCAGUCAGAAGUACUUUGCUGUAAGUGUUGGAUAUGACGAAAUGGUCAUUAACAGCAACUUGACAGUCACACCAUCAAAAACAGUUUGGGCUGCUGGGACUUCCCUAGCUUAUGAGAGAAGGGGCAGUCAUGAAACAAUUCGUGGAGAAGGUCCAACUACUCAUGAGCUGUUGAUAUUUUUGAUUGCCAUAAGAACAGGAAACUGCAAUGUGAGGUACAGUUAUAGUCUUCCCAAAGGCAACGUUCGCAGUGGAAAAGAUUUAAUCCCAGGUAUUGGGUUUGGUGAAAUGAUGGUAUAUGAAAUGACCCAUGUUUUAUCAGGGGCUGUAUCAACAAAGGGAGGCUCUGCUCAAAACAGCGUGGCAGACAGCAGGGGAAGUGAGACUAAGAAAGUUCCUAUUGGUAUACCCAAAUGUCCACCCUGCAAUAAAGCAAUGGGCAGAGCACACUACUUUUGUAGUAGUGACUUUGUGAUCAGUGCAAGACUGAGCAACAAGAUUAGACUCAGGUCUCAGAUCAGAUACAAUCUUGAAGUUGUACAUAGUUACAAACCUAACUUGGAUCCUACCACUUAUCCGAUGUAUCUGUGGUCUGAAAGCCUUUGUGACUGUCAUCACUUCAGAGAAAACAGAAGGUAUCUGAUUAUGGGAACCCAAUCUGUCUCAAAAUGGGUGGUAGGGAGUGAGGACUUUGUUCGGGAGUGGAAAAGCAGUUGGGACUUGCGACUUCGACAUCUUACUACAGGGGAACAAUGUGCAAGGCAGUGAUAUAUAUCUUUCACAUUAAGAAAUCAUCAAGUUUAAAGUUUAGAUUGUAGAUUUGUCAGCCCACUGGGGUUCAUUAUAGACAACAGUGUUAUCAGCAUUUUUAGUAGUAGGCUGCCUAAGACAGCAGAUGGCUUUACAUUGCAUCACAACUGUAUUAGAACUGUUAUGCGUCCAUUAUUGAAGUGAUAUAUACAGUAGUUUUGAUGUGGGAUUCUACAGGUACACUGUACUGAUUGCAAAAAAUUGUGUGUGUUUGUGAGCAAGAAAGCCUGUGACUAUCGAUAUCGUAGAUGUGGGUUUGAAUACAUAUCUUGACCAUAAUUAUAGAGUGCAUCUGCCAGCAUCCCUAUCCAUGCAGGAGGCAGUGAGAUAAUGGUUUGUGACAGUCAUCAUGAGCUAUACUUAGUAGUAUUGGCGUGCAUGAGCGUGCACAUACAUAGCUCAAAUGUAAGUACAUGUCUAGGCUCCCUCUUCCCCUACUCUGUCUGUAUACGUAUGUCUCUGUCUGUCUGUCUGUCCCUCUCUCUCUCUCUCUCACACACACACACACACACACCACACGCACGCACGCACGCACGCACACAUCUUUGGUAACCUCAAUCUUGUAAAAGCAGGAUGAGCCACUGUCAAACAUUUAUCACCCACAAUCCACUGAUUUAAUUAAAUACUGUCUGAAUCUAGCUCCCGUAUGUUUACACUUUGCAAAUUCAACAUCUGGGCGGUUUGACAUCGCCAAGCGGUGAACAGCAGCUGAUAACAAUACCUGUGUAGCUAAUUAACCUUUUUCUCAAGCAAUCACCUCUAAAACAACUGUUAUACUCACUUUACUAACCGCGGUGUUGAGUGGCGUCAGUCCAAUUACAGUGCAGCAAAUACGCAUUCACACGUGGUGAGGAAAUACUGUCAAACCGCAAUAGUACCCAUCUAGGGUACUAUGUAGGUACAGUUGACUGCCUGCGGGCUUACAGCGACACAUUUAGUACAAGGAAACGGUCAAAGCCAACUGUACAGUUUAUUGACUACAUCACUAGAUAAUAUGUCUAGUAAGUACAAUUU
Messenger RNA from Corticium candelabrum, 2710 nucleotides. Its product is annotated as ADAMTS-like protein 5. Gene Ontology annotation, molecular function: protein binding; metalloendopeptidase activity. NCBI's taxonomy places the organism in Eukaryota, Metazoa, Porifera, Homoscleromorpha, Homosclerophorida, Plakinidae. Gene Ontology annotation, cellular component: extracellular matrix. The transcript is spliced from 12 exons. Gene Ontology annotation, biological process: extracellular matrix organization; proteolysis. The record is from RefSeq and is a predicted model, not a curated record. The coding region runs from base 188 to 1654 and encodes 488 amino acids.